This is a messenger RNA of Vanessa tameamea, 1466 nucleotides long. It is a transcript of the gene Hsp21.4, whose product is annotated as heat shock protein beta-1. The coding region runs from base 164 to 781 and encodes 205 amino acids. Lineage: Eukaryota; Metazoa; Arthropoda; Insecta; Lepidoptera; Nymphalidae. Gene Ontology annotation, biological process: response to heat; protein refolding. The record is from RefSeq and is a predicted model, not a curated record. The transcript has 4 exons. Gene Ontology annotation, cellular component: cytoplasm; nucleus.
AAAACUGUGCGCAAGCCCCCUGGCGCCGAGUCGACGACUAAUGAUCAGUCCUGCCUUGUCUACUAACGAGUGCGUAGCGACACCGUGAACUGUGUUUAUACAAAACGUUUCUCCGUCAGUGUUUGUUUAGUUUCGACAGUUUCCACACCAUACACACGUGAAAAUGGCUGACAGUGGUCUUAAGAGAAAUAUUCCCAUUAAACUUGGAGAUUUUUCUGUCAUUGAUACCGAGUUUUCGAGCAUAAGGGAACGAUUUGAUGCUGAAAUGAGAAAGAUGGAAGAAGAAAUGAGCAAAUUUCGAUCGGAACUAAUGAACAGAGAAAGCAACAACUUCUUUAAGAGUUCAACGAGGUCUUACAAUUUCGAAUCUGUUUCCUCUGGAGGAGUAACCAAGUCAAAAGAGAGUACUACCACAUCAUCACAGCACAGUGACAGCCGACAGCUGGCUGAGCCUAGUCAUUGGGACAGUCUUAACUCCCCCCUUAUUCAGGACGAAGGCGAUGGCAAGUCACUCAAGCUCAGAUUUGAUGUUAGUCAGUACACCCCUGAAGAGAUCGUCGUGAAGACAGUCGAUAACAAAUUAUUGGUGCACGCCAAACACGAGGAGAAAUCGGAGACAAAGUCCGUAUACAGAGAAUAUAACAGAGAAUUCCUUCUGCCUAAAGGCACAAACCCGGAGGCGAUUAAAUCUUCGUUGUCCCGGGACGGAGUUCUGACUGUGGAGGCGCCACUGCCACAGCUCGCUAUCACCGACAGGAACAUCCCUAUUCAGAAGCAUUGAGGCGAAACGUAGCGGUCUUCGACAGCAGCUAUUCCAUACUACUGUUAAUAAUAAUUUAUUAUAAUUUACAAAUUUACUAUUAAGGAGUAUUGGAGAUAUUCAGAUAUUUAUUUUGAAUCUUAAUUAUAAUGAAUCUCAGCGUUUAUUAACACGUAUAUUGUUUGAAUUAUUUAAAAUUAUUCCAAUUUUUAUUCCGCUGGUCAAUUCGGGAAACAAUCUCGAGUCGCACUGUACGCGUCUUCUUGCUUAGAGACAAUGCUUUCACUGUGAUCGUUAGAAGUUUAUGAAUAUAAUCAUGAAUUUGUGAAGGCACUUUUUAAUCAAGCGGCAUGCUGAUAGAUCGAUCGCACCGUUUUUAAUGAUUAUACACGUAAUUUAUCUGAAUUUCUGAUAAUUCAACGGCCUACGACUGCUUGGAAUGGAGCUUAUAAAACGUGUUCAGUGAUAAUAUUGCAAUUAGAACCUUCCGAACUUUCGAAGAUAUUAAAACUUAGACAAUGUCUACAACAUUUUAAUGUUUAACAUCUAUUGAUGAAAAGUCCAUUCAUCCUAACAUAAAUUUAUAGGCAAUAAUAAUAGCAUUAUAUUCAGCACACAUGUUAACAGCUUUUAACUGAUAAACAUUUAUAUUUUAGUACAAACAGUUGUUACGAAAGUUGUAGAUGUCAAUAAAAUGCAAAAACUA